This is a messenger RNA of Lodderomyces pseudojiufengensis, 321 nucleotides long. RefSeq lists its product as uncharacterized. The transcript has a single exon. The coding region runs from base 1 to 321 and encodes 106 amino acids. Gene Ontology annotation, molecular function: urea transmembrane transporter activity; putrescine transmembrane transporter activity; spermidine transmembrane transporter activity. Gene Ontology annotation, biological process: urea transmembrane transport; putrescine transport; spermidine transport. Lineage: Eukaryota; Fungi; Ascomycota; Pichiomycetes; Serinales; Debaryomycetaceae. The record is from RefSeq and is a predicted model, not a curated record. Gene Ontology annotation, cellular component: plasma membrane.
AUGUCAUCAGUUGAAAAGUAUAUACCAUUACCUCAAUCAGCAGGAUAUGGAGUUUUAAUGGGAUUUGGAGCAGUAUUAGCAAUUGGAAUGUGUUUGACUACGUUUAUGUUAAGAAGAUAUAAUAAAGAGAUCAUAACAUCAGAAGAAUUUGCAACUGCAGGUAGAUCAGUUAAAACUGGAUUAAUCUCAGCUGCUGUGGUCUCUUCAUGGACGUGGACUGCCACGUUAUUGACAAGUACAACUCAGUGCUUCUUGAAUGCUGUCUUUGGAGCGUUAUCUUACGGUCGCCUCGGAAAUGCUGGAAGCUUUAUUUUGAAGUGA